UGCGGCAAUGGCGAAAUCUCAUCGCCGGCGUCGGGCCGCCAGAUCUAUGGGCAAACAUUCUGUCAAGGACCUCAGCAGUUCGAACCGAGACCCCCCCCUAGCCAUGCUGGAAGAAGACGAAGGGAGUCAAUUUGAUUGGCUCAGCAAUUUGCCUGAUGACAUGUUGCUCAAUAUCGUGGAGCGACUUGAUACCGCAGAUGCCACAAGAACCAGCAUCCUCUCCAAACGGUGGAAGCAGAUCCCUAAUAUGCUCUCCAAAAUUCUUAUAAUGGUUGGUCCCACUGACAGCGAUCAAGAUAGGAGCGAUGAUGAUGUUGCUCGGGCCACUGCAACCAUGCUUGCAGCGACCCAGAGCCUUCUGGAACACAGGAGUACAAGUGCUAGUGCAUACCCUAUUCACCACCUGUGCAUGCAUUUCUUCUUGGGAGAUGAAUCCAUUAGAAUUGGCCGGAUUUCUGCCAACACCAUAGCAACACACAAGGUUGGCGUGGCCGAGUUCACAAUCUUGACCGAGAAGGAAGGUAAACGAUGCAGCGCUGAUGAUAGGCUUGCUUACGGCAAGAAGCUCAACUCACUUAUUAACGAUUCUCCAAACGCAUUCAGUUGUCUCACACGACUGAAGCUAGAGAAUUUGACUCUAGGCGAAUCAGAUUUCCCUAAAAUUUUCAGAUUGUGCAAACGACUGGAGUUCCUCCACUUGGAAAACUGUGAUAUGGGGUUUCAAUCCUUGCUGGAGGUGGAACACCAGCGACUCCGCGAGCUUGAGAUUUUCAGGUGUGAUUUUGAGAGGGUUGAUCUGAACUGGCUGCCAGAGCUCACAACCCUGACUAUUUCUUCUUUCACGUCUCUGCAUGAUCCGUUGUCUUGUGGUUAUGUCCCACUGCUCCACACCGUGAGCAUCAGAAAUUCAGCCCUUUCAUGGCAAAAGAUGCUCAAAUUAAGUGAAUUUCUUGGCAAAGCCACUGUAAGCAACUUGACUCUGGGCUUUGAAAAAGAAAAGAUUUGGGUUACACCUGAAGAUCCGAGAGAAUUGUCGCAGGUGUUCAGCAAACUAAGGCUUAUGAAUUUGGCUGCCAUUUCAAAAGAAUGUGAUCUGACUUGGACGAUGUUUGUUCUGCAUGGUGCACCUUCCCUUGAGGAGCUAUGCAUCCGGGUUUGCGAUUGUUUUGGGGUGUGGGACAAAGAUGAGAGAGAGAAGUUUGGGUAUAGCGAGGAGAGGAAGGAUGUCGGUGCAAAAUGGGAAGCAUAUGAUUUCAAGCAUUGUAAUCUCGCUGUGCUUAGGAUCUUCGGGUUUCAGUCCAAAGACAAAUUUUUGAAUUAUGCAAAAGCUGUCAUUAAAGCAGCAGUCAAUCUGAAAGACAUAUACCUGCAUGAGAAGCCAGCGUGCAAGGUGGGGUGCAGCCGGCGAAGUAAGAAAUACCCGCGGUCAACGAUGGAGAAGAACUUCGUUAGGAGCAGUUUGAGCAUGCAUACGCAUCCGCUUUUAAGGCUUCACUUCUCCUUAUAAGAAACUAAAUAAUGAAGUUUUGCUUCUGCUGGAUGAGAAAUGUGUUAUGUUUAGUUAUGUUAUCGUAUCUUCACAUACAUAUUGUCGACUGAACAUUUUGG
Molecule: messenger RNA, 1608 nt
Organism: Lolium rigidum
Lineage: Eukaryota; Viridiplantae; Streptophyta; Magnoliopsida; Poales; Poaceae
Product: putative F-box protein At3g58820
Exons: 4
Coding region: 8-1507 (499 amino acids)
Molecular function (GO): protein binding
Source: RefSeq, a predicted model, not a curated record